GCUCGGAAGUAAAAUCAAUGGAAAUAUCAAAUGGAACAGAAAUUCAACCUGUUACAACAAAUGGAAAUAGUCAAAACUGUAUAGAUAGAUUUGAUGAUGAUAUGGAUAAAGAACUUUUAUGUAAAAUUUCGGAAACUUUGGCCGAAUUUUAUGGUGGUGGAAGUAAAGUUGAUGAAAUAGGGGAACCACAAAAGAAAAGGCCUCGUUCGUGUGCAAAAGAAUAUAGCAUCAUCUCAAUUGAGGGUGAAAACCAAUUUCCCGAAAUAAAAAUUAGAGACUUUGCGUUUUCCACAGAUGAUCCUCGACAUUGGGGUCAAAGGAUUCCAUCAUCAUCAGAUGGGGAAGAAGAAGAUGAUGAGUAUACUAAUAGGCGUGCGCGUGCAUUAUAUGAUUUUGUGGCAGAAAAUCAAAACGAAUUAAGUUUUCAAGAAGGAGAUAUUCUUUUGAUACUAUAUCGUCAAUGUGAGGGUUGGUUAUUUGCGGAGUUAGAUGAAAAAACUGGGCUAAUACCUGACAAUUAUAUUUUGUUGUUAGAUGAUGAUAUAGAAGAAGAUGAAUAUGGUAAUUGGGCCGAAGAAGGAGAUAAUAAUGAAUGA
Molecule: messenger RNA, 596 nt
Organism: Funneliformis caledonium
Lineage: Eukaryota; Fungi; Glomeromycota; Glomeromycetes; Glomerales; Glomeraceae
Source: the annotation of a GenBank genome assembly